UUUGAAUUGAUUCCAAUUCAUUGUCACUCCUACAACGUGCAGUAUUUUAAUUAGAAGCGAAACCAAGAGAGUGAGUGAGUGGAAGUUAGUUUACUGCAGGUUUUGUCCUAGGAAAAGAAAAGGAUAUACAUAAAUGUAUCAAAAAGAUAGAGUAGCACAUGGAAUUAGAAUUAGGUGUGGAAUGUAACAAGUAUUCGACAUAUUAUGACUCCACGUUCGCUGGGCCCUAUGAAAGUUUAUAUUAACAAAGCCAAGAAGGAAAUGGAAUUACUCGGACCAGAAGAGAAACAUAUCUUCUGCGGUGGCAACCGAAGCAUCGCAAUGGCAGCAGAACUUCUUGGACAAGGCAAAGUGAUCGCAGUGCCAACAGACACAGUGUAUGGUCUGGCAUGUUUGGCUUCCAAUUCAGAUGCCAUUCAGCGAUUAUACGAAAUCAAGCAACGAGAAGAAAGGAAACCAUUGGCGAUCUGUCUGAGUAGUGUUAAAGAUGUGGGUACAUGGGGUAUUGUGGACGAUAUACCACCUUAUAUGCUGCUAAACCUGCUCCCUGGACCAUACACCAUAUGUCUGCGACGCACGUCUGCUCUGAAUCCGGCCCUCAAUCCUGGCCUCGACACUGUUGGUAUCCGCGUACCCAACGACAAAUUCAUACGCAGUGUCGCCCAGACUGUCGGUCCACUCGCGCUCACCAGUGCCAAUGUUAGCGGUCAGCCGAGCAGUCUACAUCCGAACGAGUUCAGUGAGUUAUGGCCGAAACUUGAUGGCAUUUUCUAUAGUGUAAAGAAAAAACGACGAGACGAUCGGCACCGAGUUGGUUCCACGGUAGUAGAUAUAUCGAAGCCGGGCUGUUUCACGAUUGUGCGACGUGGUAUUGGCUUGAAUUUUGUUCUCGGAACAUUAUACAGGUUUAAGUUGGUUCCAGCCGAGUAAUGCACACGUGAAUUUGACUGAAUGUGAUAUUAAUAAAAAGAUUGAUACAAUUUA
Messenger RNA from Pogonomyrmex barbatus (red harvester ant), 984 nucleotides. RefSeq names its product RNA polymerase III subunit K (gene Polr3K). The record is from RefSeq and is a predicted model, not a curated record. Gene Ontology annotation, cellular component: RNA polymerase III complex. Gene Ontology annotation, molecular function: zinc ion binding; nucleic acid binding. Gene Ontology annotation, biological process: termination of RNA polymerase III transcription; DNA-templated transcription. Lineage: Eukaryota; Metazoa; Arthropoda; Insecta; Hymenoptera; Formicidae.